Linum trigynum is the source of this 1602-nucleotide messenger RNA. NCBI's taxonomy places the organism in Eukaryota, Viridiplantae, Streptophyta, Magnoliopsida, Malpighiales, Linaceae. The record is from the annotation of a GenBank genome assembly.
AUGGCAAAUUCAUUCCUCGUCUCCAUCAUAGCCUUUAAUGAUCGCUCUAAAACCUUUCUCCUUUGGAAUACUUUUUCCACAUUCCAUCAGGUCGUAAUAGCAUCAUUCGUGGGAUUGAUCCUUGUAAUCAUUGUGCACUACCGAUACCAAAAGCUACGAGAUAGAAGGAUCAUACCGCGGUUGAGGCCUUCGCAAUCCGGUCGCCGUACCGAGAAGCUCGAAAGGUUUUCUCAUUAUGUAGCAAGGCAAAUGGGAUUUGCGGACAGGAGACAGUGUCCACAUUUGUGUAAGUUAGCAUCGGAGUAUAUAAGGAAGACAGAGACAUGUGAAGAAGACGUUUUUGCUUUCUUCGCUGAGGAGUGGGAUGCAGAUUCCUUAUUUGUGAAGCUGGUAGAGGAGUUGGAGCGAUGCAUUCUUAGUUACUUUGCCUUUCAUUGGAGUCAUGCUGAUCUCAUCAUUAGUCAGGUGUUGAGUGCUGAUGCAGAGCCUAAGAAGAAAUUCAGGCAUAUUGUAAUGGCUGCCACUAGAGAACAAAGGUUUGAGAGAGUGACAAAAGAUCUCAAGGUGGCUAGGGUGUUCAAUACCCUAGUAGAGGAAAUGAAAGCGAUGGGUUUAGCAUCGAAUGAUGAUUCAUGUACCGAGGUUAUGGCACCAGUGGACCAUUCCAACAGGAGCCCAGUCCUCUUGCUCAUGGGUGGAGGCAUGGGAGCGGGGAAGAGCACUGUCCUCAAAGAUAUUCUUAAAGAACCAUUCUGGGCUGGAGCAUCAGCGAAUGCGGUAGUUAUCGAGGCAGAUGCUUUCAAAGAAUCAGAUGUCAUCUUUAAAGCCUUAAGCUCCAGGGGACAUGUCGACAUGAUCCAAACAGCUGAGCUUGUGCACCAAUCAUCCACAGAUGCAGCAUCUUCACUACUGGUGACAGCACUUAACGACGGGCGAGAUGUUAUCAUGGAUGGUACACUCUCUUGGUUGCCCUUUGUGGUGCAGACAAUAACAAUGGCGAGAAAUGUCCAUCGGAGGCGCUACCGGAUGGGAGCAGGUUACAGAGUAGCAGAGAACGGAGCUGUGACUGAGAACUACUGGGAGCAAAUUGAAGAAGAACAACCACUUGAAGAAGGAAACAAGAAGAGAAAGCCAUACAGAAUAGAACUGGUUGGGGUUGUUUGUGAUGCUUACCUUGCUGUUGUUAGAGGCAUAAGGAGAGCCAUAAUGUGUAGAAGAGCUGUUAGGGUCAGGUCACAACUCAGAUCACACAAAAGAUUUGCUAAUGCAUUUUUAACAUAUUGCCAAUUGGUUGACAAUGCCAGGCUAUAUUGCACCAAUGCUUUAGAAGGACCACCAAAGUUGAUAGGAUGGAAAGAGAGAGACAAGACUUUGUUGGUUGAUCCGGAUGAAAUCGAUUGCUUAAAACGGGUGGGCAAAUUGAAUGAGGAUUCAGACUCAAUAUAUGAACUUUACCCAGUUCCAAAUCCGGCUUGUGCUACUGGUUCAAUUUGGAAAGACAUUGUAUUAUCACCUUCAAGGAUAAACAUUCAAAAAGAGUUGAAGUAUUCCAUUCAGAAAGUUGAAAGAGCAAAAAAGAUGAAUCAAAACUUUGUGAGAUGA